Pristis pectinata (smalltooth sawfish) is the source of this 9817-nucleotide messenger RNA. Its product is annotated as putative ferric-chelate reductase 1. The transcript is spliced from 16 exons. The record is from RefSeq and is a predicted model, not a curated record. Gene Ontology annotation, molecular function: oxidoreductase activity, acting on metal ions. NCBI's taxonomy places the organism in Eukaryota, Metazoa, Chordata, Chondrichthyes, Rhinopristiformes, Pristidae. The coding region runs from base 292 to 1836 and encodes 514 amino acids.
GUGGCAUGACACGCAAUGGGACAUAAAGGCACCAUUCUGGGGAAUUACCACGGACUCACGUACAGUUGCUCAACUAAUUGUGCCGAGACGCAAGGAAUGGUUGCGUUAACCCAUCAAGAAUCAGACAAUUGCAUUUUGUUCUUAUCGCCGAUUGCCAAAUAGACGGGGUUACAAUCGUGAGAAGAGUAUUUGUUUAUCAAAACAUCUCUUUCAUCAGCGGUGGGCGGGAGCUGGCGUUGCAUAAAUCUCACACACUUUGUAGUGUCGCUUUACACGGCACUUUUCAUUGACAUGAUGAGGGGCCAUACUUGUUUCAUGGUGGCCUUUAUUACUUCCACUUUCCUGGUGGAUGUUUCGGGAUAUUCAAGUGGACUAGUUGGUGAUGCCUGUGAAUCUAUGGUUCCUAACCAUGGGAAGAGUGCACAAACAUCUGUUGCUCCAUAUGAAGUCACUGCAAACAGUGCCACCUUUAAUCCAGGAGAUACAAUUCAAGUGACAUUGAAAAACAAAUCUAGUGACAACUUUGAAGGAUUUUUGCUGGAAGCUCGAAAUGCUGACUCCUCUUCCACAACACCACUUGGCAAAUUCAGUACAACAAAUCCUCAAGCUCAACUUCUUAACUGUAGUGUUGGUGGGAUUCCCUACACUGACUCUGCUGUUAGUCACACAUCAAAAAGUCAAAAGUCUGAGAUCAUUGUCAACUGGACUGCACCAAAUGCAAGCAACAUUGUAUUCAGUGUUACUUUUGUGAAAUCACAGCUAAUAUUCUGGACAGAAGUGAAAUCCCCAGUCAUUCAAAGAUCUCUCUCUGGCUCCACUGUGCCUUCACAGCCCACCACCUCUCAGAAUAAGGGGGGCACCACUGGUCCAAUUUUGGAUGCACUCUCCAGUGAUGGAUGUGGGAAUACUAAAUUUUGCUUCAAUAAUCCUUCACAAUGCAACCCAGCCACAGAUGCAAACUGUUUCUUUAUGUCAUCCACGCCACUUAAUAACCAAGGAUUGCGAUUUGAAAUGAGUGGAAAGGCAAGCGGUUACAUCUCGAUUGGUUUCUCGGAUGACAAAAUAAUGGGUGGUGAUGAUAUAUACAUAUGUGGUAUGGAUGCCUCUGGACAAAUAAAAGUUCAACGUGCCUAUUCCACAGGAAGAUCGCCUCCUCGCAUUGAGCAGCUGGGUGAAGUAGAUGGUAUAGCUGUGGCUAAUAAAAAUGGAAUCAUUCAAUGUUCAUUUGUCACAAGAAACAACAUUUCAACAGCUCAAAGAGCAGCCAAUAAUAUGUACUACUUAUUUUUUGCUUAUGGGACUUCAGCUGGUGGACAAAUAAACAAGCAUCAAGAUCCUCCAUUCAUAUCAACAGAGAAAGUAAAUGUUGCAGUUGUACAGUUGGCCUCUGGGAACAAUGACAAACCUGUCCUUAUUAAGACUCAUGGUGCACUGAUGUUAAUAGCCUGGAUGACAACUGGAAGUAUUGGUACAAUGAUUCCUCAAUAUUUUAAGUGUAUUGGAAGUACAAGGAAGAUUUUUGGCAAGGACUGUUGGUUUCAGUUGCACUGGCCUCUGAUGAUGCUGACUGUUGUCCUGACAAUAAUUGGCUUUGUGCUGGCAUUCGUCCAGGUGAAAGGUUGGAGUUAUGGUGCUCAGUCUCACCCCAUACUGGGAUGUGUUGUAAUGGGGCUUGCCCUGAUCCAACCUACUGUUGCCAUCUUUCGUCCUCCACCAGAUCACAAGAGGCGAUGGAUUUUCAAAUAUUUUCACAGUGCAUUGGCUUUUGCGAUCAGGCCCGCUUGCAGUGGCAACACUAUUCCUAGGCCUUUACUAAUAAAUUGUAGCACCCAAUAAGUGGCCAGUAAAGGUCUUAGGUGGAUUUAUUGGAUGGGAAAUGCUUGUCCAUUUGCUGUUUAUCCUGACUUGCUGUUUUAAAAGAGAAGCUAUGUGCAAUACCAAGAAGAAAGUGGUGAACCCCAUGUUGUUCAUAUUCAUUAUGUACCUGUGUGGAAACUUGGCAUUUCUGAUAGCUCUCCUUGUGGGGAUUGGACAAACAUAAGUCUCUAUUGCAAAUAAUAUGUUAGAUCUGGAUCAAUCAUUGGCUUGGUAUCAAAGUAUCACAUGAAAUAAGGACUUCAUGAGUCGUGUCCCAACAAACAAAAACUUGAGCCAAUUUAAAAACCUUAUCCUUGUUUGCUUAUGGAUUGUUUAUGGUUACAGAAAGAUAACUAGCCUGCCAAGAUUCUACAGUGAGCUGAUGAAUCCUGCCUUUUGAAGGUCAGGAAGGCAUUUAGUUAUCACCCAUGAUUUUGUAUAUCAGAAUGUGCUGUAAAGAAUUAUAAGCAAUUAUUACAUGUCCUUUUGAUUUUAACUUUAUGCUCAACUGAUGGUAAUGUCAGAGUUCCUGAAGCCAGGUUAAAUAGCAUGAUCAGCUUAAAUUGGCAGCUGUGAAGUAAUGCCAUAGCCCCUGGUGAAGUUAUAGCUCUGUCCACUGAAGCUUAAACAAUGAAGUGAUUCAGAGUACUACUUUGCAAUCUAAGUAUUUACUGGUUUCUAAUUGCUAAUUUUCCUCCACCCUCUUCCCUAAUUGCUUGCUGGAGAGUGACAUUCCUUAGACCAACCCAAUCAACGAUUUGUACAGUGUAUCUUGGCCUUGAUUGCUAAGGUACUUGAACACUAGAGCAAGGCCCCGUCAAGUCUGUAGUUGAACAUAUCACUUUUUGCUCAGGGUAGAUGGAUUACAACAGACUGACAGCAUGGCAGUUCAUCUGCACUCUUGCAUUUGAUAUUAAUGAUGGAUACUCUUUAUUAUACACAAUGUUGGCUUUCAGCAACACUUAACUGGAUUGUGCACAUUUUGGUCCAAAGUGACAGGGACUACUGUACCUGAAAUUAAGUGAUAUAUUAGAUGCUAUUUUUAAACUGUGUAUAUAAAACGUAUCUAAUGAUUUUUUAAAAAAUCAUUUAUAAUUUUUAAUAUUCUCUUUACAGCUGGAUGUCCCUUUCAGCUGUCUUCAACUUAUGACUAGGUGACAGGCUGUACAGUAACAAGGAUUAGAUCAGAAAGCACUAAGAGGGAGAUGUUUGAGAAUGGAGAUUGCAUUGGCAAGGUGGAAUAAUCCAGGGGAGGGUGCUUCAGCAAAACAAAGGAAAUAAGUGAGGGAGUUUGGAAUAAAUAUGCCCAUGAGAAAUUCUGGUUUAACGGAGUUUAUUUACAAAAUAGUAAUACAAUAAAUUGUCUGUCUCCUAAACAAAAUUGGUAUCCUCAUGGACCAGCAAGUGUUUUUUAAAUACUAUUGCCUAGAAAUUGAAGUUUGUGCUCUUUCAGUGCACAUAUGCAAGUUACAUAUGGUCCUAAUAUCCACUUAUCUUCCUGAAUUUGUGAAAUUAGGUAAAAUGCAAUACAAUGAUAUUUCACACAAAGAACAAUGGUCUAAAACUGGCCCUUUACCAUAACCUUGCACCUAUUACUCAAGCUUGCAGUUGCCAUAUUGUUGUGGUUGGCUCUCCCUACAGCAGACAUAAAACAUGUCAUUUGGCCUGUAAUGUAUGUGCUAACCAUGAUGCCAAUCUGAAUCACUCCCUUCUGCUUGCACAUGGUCUAACUUCCUCCAUUCCCUGUCUGUUCAUGUACCUAUCCAAAUGCCUCAAAUAUUGCUAUUGCAUCUGCUUCCACCACUAUCCCUGGUUGUGAUUCCAGCCAUUUACCACUUGUUAAUUUUUUUAAAAUGCCUCAAAUCAUCCUUUUGAGUAUCUUUCUCCUCCCCCCCCCCACCCCCCCCCCUGCCUUUUUUUCCCCAAUCUUAACACUAUGCCAUCUAGUAUUUGAGACCAUAAGACAUAUGAGCAGAAUUAGGCUGUUUGGCCCAUUGGGUCUGCUCUGCCAGUCAAUCAUGGCUGAUUUAUUUUUUUUUCCCCCCCUCAAUGCCAUUCUCCUGCUUUCUCCCUGUAACCUUCAGUGCCAUUACUAAUCUAGAACCUAUCAACCUCCACAGCCAUCUGUGGCAAUGAAUUCCAGAGAUUCACCACCCUCCAGCUGAAGAAAUUCCUCCUCAUCUGUUGUAAACUUCUAUGCUGAGUCUGUGCCUUCUGGUUCUAGACUCCCACUACUGGAAACAUAUCCAGGCCUUUCAAUAUUCAGUAGGUUCCAAUGAGAUCCCACUGCACCACCACCCCCCCCCCCCCCAAAUUUCCAAAAUCCAUCUAAACUCCAGUGAGUGCAGGCCUGGAGCCAUCAAAUGCGCCUCAUACAUUAACCCUUUCAUCCCAGGAUCAUCUGGUAAACAACCUUGGACCCUUUCCAAUGCCAGCACAUCCUUCCUGAGAGAUGGGCCUAAUACUGCUCACAAUACUCCAAAUGUGGUCUAACCAACAUUAUAUAAAGCCUCAGCAUUACAUCCUUGCUUUUAUAUUCUGGUCCUCACAGAAUGAAUGUUAGCAUUGCAUUUGCCACCUUUGUUACUGACUCAACCUGCAAGUUCUCCUUUAGGGAAUCCUGCACUAGGACUCCCAAGUCCCUUUGCACCUCCAAUUUUUGAAUUCACUCCCCGUUUAGAAAAUAGUCUACAUCGUUAUUCCUUCUACCAAAGUGCAUGACCGUACACUUCCCUAUGCUGUAUUCCAUCUGCCACUUCUUUGCCCAUUCUCCCAACCUGUCCAAGUCCUUCUGUAGACUCCCUGCUUCCUCAACACCACCUGCCCCUCCACCUAUCUUUGUAUCAUCUGCAAACUUGGCCACAAAGCCAUCAAUUCCAUCAUCCAGAUCAUUAAUGUAUAACAUGAAAAGUAGCGGACCCAACACAGACAGACCCCUGUGGAACACUACUAGUCAUUGGCAGCCAACCAAAAAAAGGCCCCCUUUACUCCCACUCAUUAAUUUCUGCCAGUCAGCCAAUCUUCUAUCCAUGCUAGUACCUUUCCUAUAAUACCAUGGGCUCCUAUCUUAUUUAGCAGCCUCAUGUGCAGCACCUCAAAGGCCAUCUGAAAAUCUAAGUGAACAACAUCCACUGACUCUCCUUUGUCUAUUCUGCCUGUUAGUUCCUCAAAGAAUUCCAACAGAUUUGUCAGGCAAGAUUUCCCCUUAAGGAAACCAUGCUGACUUUGGCCUAUUUUAUCAUGUGCUUCCAAGUACCCCGAAACCUCAUCCUUAAUAAUGGACUCUAUAUCUUACCAACCACUGAGGUCAGGCUAACUGGCCUAUAAUUUCCUGUAUUUUGCCUCCCUACCUUCUUAAAGAGUGGAGUGAAUGUGUGAUUUUCCAGUCCUCUGGAACCAUUCCUGAAUCUAGUGAUUCUUGAAAGAUCAUUAAUGCCUCCGCAAUCUCUUCAGCAACCUCUUUCAGAACCCUGGGGUAGAGUCCAUCCAGUCCAGGUGACUUAUCUACCUUCAGACCUUUCAGCUUCCCAAGCACCUCUCCUUAGUAAUAGUCAUGACACUCACUUCUGCCCCCUGACUCUCAAAUUUCUGGCGUGUUGCUGGUAUCUUCCACAGUGAAGUCUGACGCAAAAUACUUAUUCAGUUCAUUCACCUGCUAUUUCUUUCUUCCCCAUUAAUACCUCUCCAGGGUCAUUUCCCAGCAGUCCAAUAUCCACUCUUUCCUCUCUUUUACUCUUUAUAUAUCUGAAGAAACUUUUGGUAUCCUCUUAUAUUAUUGGCUAGCUUACCUUCAUAUUUCAUCUUUUUCCCCUCUUAUUGCUUUUUUUUAGCUGUCUUUUGUUGUUUUUUAAAAGCUUCCCAAUCCUCUGGCUUCCCACUCAUUUUUGCAAUAUUGGAUGUCCCCUCUUUUGCUUUUAUGCUGUCUUUGACUUCCCUUAUCAGCCAUGGUUGCCUCAUCCAUCUUUAGAUACUGCUGCUUCUUUUGGGAUGAACCGAUCCUGCAUCUUCCAAAUUACUCCCAGAAACUCCUGUCAUUGCUGCUCUACCAUCAUCCCUGCUCGGGUCCCCUCCCAAUCAACUUUAGCCAGCUCCUCUCUCAUGCCUCUAGUUACCUUUACUCAACUGUAAUACAGAUACAUUCAAUUUCAGCUUCUCCCUCUCAAGCUGCAGGGUGAAUUCUAUCAUAUUAUGAUCAUUGCCUCCCAAGGGUUGCUUUACCUUAAGCUCCCUAAUGAAAUCUGGUUCAUUGCACUAAUACCAAAUCCAGAAUUGCCUUUUCCCUAGUGGGCUCAACCACAAGCUGCUCUCAAAAGCCAUCUCGUAGACAUUCUACAAAUUCCUUCUCUAGGGAUCCAGUACAACCUGAUUUUCCCAAUCUACUUGCAUAUUGAAAUCCCCAUGAUCACCAUAACAUUGCCCCUUUUUACAUGCCUUUCCUACCUCCUGUUGUAAUUUGUACCCCACAUCCUGGCUACUAUUCAGAGGCUUGUAUACAACUCCCAUCAGGGUCUUUUUACCCUUGCAGUUUCUUAACUCUACCCACAAGGAUUCUGCAUCUUCUGAUCCCAUGUCACUUCUUGCUAAGGAUUUAAUUUCAUUUUUUAUCAACAGAGCCACCCCACCCCCUCUGCCCCCCUGCCUGUCUUUUCAAUAGGAUGUGUAUCCUUGGAUGUUUACCUCCCAGUUGUGAUCUUCUUUCAACCACAGCUGAUGCCCACACUGUCAUACCUGCCAAUUUCUAACUGCACUAUAAGCUCAUCUACCUUAUUUUGUAUACUGUGUGUAUUCAAAUAUAACACCCUUGGUCCUGUAUUCACCACCCUUCUUCUCAAAUUUGUCUCCAUGUUGCCUGAAGUUGAAUUCUUGUCCCUUUUCUAAAAUUUGUCUUAUUCUUUAUUCUGGAGACUUCAGUAACCUCUCCUGCACUCUCCUUCCCUUUUACUUUUAUCCAUAAUUUUCCAAUCUGUUGAUCCCACCCCCCUACUAUUUAGUUUAAAGCCCUAUCUGCAGCCCAAGUUAUGCGAUUUGCCAGGACCCUGGUCCUAGCGUGGUUCAGGUGGAGCCGUCCCAUUGGAACAGCUCCCUCCUUCCCAAUACUGGUGCCAAUGUGCCACAAAUUCAAACCCACUUCUCCCACACUAGUCUUUGAGCCACGCAUUUAACUCUCUGAUGUUAUUGACCCAGGGAUUAUUACCUUUUUGGUUCUGCUUUUUAAUUUGGGCCCUAGCUGCUCAAAUUCCCUCAGCAGAACCUCUUUCCUUGUUUUACUUACAUCGUUGGUACCCACAUGGACCACGACAACUGGAUCUUUCCCCUCCCAGUCCAAAUUCUUUUGCAGGUCAGAUGAGAUGUCCUGAACCCAGGCACCAGACAGGCAACACGGCCUUUGGGACUCUCAAGCCUUGAGACAGGGAAUGUGUCUAUUCCCCUGACUAUACUAUCCUGAAUUACAACACUUCUCUUCCCCCCCCCCCCCCUUAAAUGGCUCCCUGAACCACAGUGCCACGGUUCAGUUGCUCAUCCUUUCUACAAUGCCCACUCUCAUCCCCACAGGGAGCAAGAAUCUCAGACCUGUUGGACAAGCUCAAGGGUUGAGGCUCCUCCAGCACUACCUCUUCGAUCCCCCUACACACCUCACUCACAGUCACACCUUCUUGUCCCUGACCACAGGCCAAAUUUGAAGUAGUUAAUCUAAUGGGUGUGACUGCCUCCUGAAACACAGCGUCCAGGUAACUCUCCCUCUCCCUGAUGCAUCGCUGUGUUUGAAGCUCAGAUUCCAGGUUGUCAGCUUUGAGCUUGAGUUCCUCAAGCAACCAACACUUGCUGCAGAUGUGGUCACCAGGAACCACAGUUGGGUCCACCAACCCCACAUCAUGCAGCUACAACAUGUCACCUGAUCCUGCAUCCCUACCUUAAUUAGUCAUAAUUUGGUGUAUUUUUAUUUAACUACUAUAAAAAAAACUUACCUGUUCUUACCUGCUACUCACCUGUGCCUCCUCAUCAAAGCCUCAGAUUCCCACUGGUCCACUCUCACAAUGGCCUCUCCACUUACCCGACAUUCCUUUUAUUGGCUAAGUUGCUGUACACUUAGCCAAUCACAACUUUAAAUAAAAUGCUGCUAGCUCCUCCCCUCUGCUGCUCUGGCUCCCGGCAUUAUUUGACACUUCCACCCUGGGGAAAAAGACUCUAUAUCCCUUGCCUAUGCCUCUCAUAAUUUUAUAGACUUCAGGUUGCCCCUCAGCCACCACUAACCAAAAUUUUAUACAGUUGCAACAUGACUUGCUGAUUUUUAUACUCAACACCCUGACUGAUGAAGUCAAGUACACUAUAUGUCUUCUUUACCAACCUAUCUACUUGUGUUGCAACUUUCAGAGAGCUAUGAACUUGCACCCCAAGAUCUAUCUGUACAUAAGUGCUCUUAAGGGUCUUGCCAUUUACUGUGUACUUUCCUCUUGCAUUUGACCUCACAAAGUUCAACAUCUCACACUUAUCUGGAUUAAACUUCAUCCGCCAUUCCUCCACCCACAUUUAUAACUGGUCUCUAUCCAGCUGACUCCCUUAACAAUGUUCUUCACUAUCCAAUCUUGUGUGUCAUCUGCAAACUUAUCAGCCCACCUACAUUUUUAUCCAAAUCAUUUAUAUAUCACAAACAACAGAGGUCCCAGCACUGAUCCUUGCGAGAACACUACAGGUCACAGACCUCCAAUCAGAAUAACAUCCCUCCACCACUGCCUGGGGCCUUAUCCAUUUUAAUAAGAGAACCAACACCUCCUCCUCCUUGGCAUCAAUGUCCCAUAUAAUAUAAGCAUAUUCCUCCCUGAUCUCACUAUCCUCCAUGUCCUUGGUGAAUACUGAAGCAAAUUACUCACUUAAUACCUCACUCACACUCUAGUUCCAGGUAUAAAUUCCCUCUGUUGUCCUUGGGUGGUCCUACCCUCUCCUUAUUAUCCUCUUGUUCUUAACAUAUAUCUUAAAAUGCCUUGGGAUUCUCUUUAAUCCUACUCAUCAAAGAAAUUUCAUGACCCCUUUUGUGUCUCCUGAUUUCCUUUUGUAAGUUUUCCUCCUUCCUUUAUAAUCCUCAAAGGCCCUGUCCAAUUUCAACUUCCUCAACUUUACAUAUGCUUCCCUUCACAUUUUGACUAAAUUUGCAACAUCUCUGUUUGUCCAAGGUUCCCAAACAUUGCCAUCCUUUUCUUUCCUCCUUACAGGAACAUGUUGGUCCUGAAUUUUGACCAGCUAGUCUUCAAACGAUCCCACAUGUUAGAUGUGGCCUUAACCAAUAAUAGUUGCUCCCAGUCUAUUCUCCCUAGCUCCUGCUUAGUGCUGUUGAAAUGAGCCCUCCCUUGAUUUAGCACUUUGCCCCAAGAUCCAGUCUUAUCCAUAACUAGCUGAAAAUUUAUGGAGUUAUCAAUAUUCCCAAAGUGCUGUAUCAUGAAGGUCUAGUAUGGCUUGGUAUGGCAACUGCUCUGCCCAGGACCGCAAGAAACCGCAGAGAGCUGUGGACACAGCCCAGCACAUCAUGGACACCAGCCUCCCCUCCUUGGACUCUGUCUUUACCUCUCGUUGUCUUGGUGAAGCAGCCAUCAUAAUCAAAGACCCCACCCACCUGGGACAUUCUCUCUUCUCCCCUCUUCCAUCGGGUAGAAGAUACAGCUGCCUGAGGGCACAUACCACCAGACUUGACAGCUUCUGCCCCACUGUGAUAAGACUAUCUUUAUACAAUGAGAUGGACUAUGACUUCAUGAUCUACCUUGUUGUGACCUUGCACCUUAUUGCACUGCACUUUCUCUGUAGCUGUGACACUUUAUACUGUUAUUGUUUUUACCCAUACUACAUCAAUGCGCUUUGUACUAACUCAAUGUAACUGCACGGUGUAAUGAAUUGACCUGUAUGAUCGGUUUGUAAGACAAGCUUUUCACUGUACCUCGGUAGAAGUGACAAUAAUAAACCAAUACCAAUA